Capsicum annuum is the source of this 1212-nucleotide messenger RNA. Its product is annotated as tropinone reductase homolog At5g06060. The record is from RefSeq and is a predicted model, not a curated record. The transcript is spliced from 5 exons. Bases 148 to 945 code for a protein of 265 amino acids. Lineage: Eukaryota; Viridiplantae; Streptophyta; Magnoliopsida; Solanales; Solanaceae. Gene Ontology annotation, molecular function: oxidoreductase activity.
AUAUGGCUAGAAUGACUCGUUUAGAUGAUUCAUAGACCCUCGUUUGGAUUGUAGUUAUGGGACACAUAUAGUUAUUUUUUUCAAAACAAUAACUAUAUACUACAAUAAAAUUUGAUAAAUAAUCAAUUAGCUAGAAGAAACUACAUAAUGGCAAUGUUUGGAGGAUCCAGAUGGUCACUUAAUGGUUUGGUGGCUCUUGUCACUGGUGGCACUUAUGGAAUUGGGCAUGCAAUUGUGGAGGAGCUUGGUGAACUUGGUGCAAAAGUGUACACAUGUUCUAGGGAUGAAUCUAAGCUCAAUGAAUGUUUGCAACAGUGGUCUGCCAAAGGCCUUCAAGUGCAAGGUUCUGUUUGUGAUUUAUCUUCUAGAGAGCAAAGAGUACAACUCAUGGAAAAGGUUUCCUUGGCAUUUGAUGAAAAACUCAACAUUCUUAUAAACAAUGUUGGGACAAACCUUUGGAAGCCCACUGUUGAAUAUACUGCUGAAGAUUAUGAACUUAUGAUGUCUACAAAUUUAGAAUCAUCAUUCCAUAUGUCUCAACUUGCUCAUCCUCUUCUUAAAUCAUCUGGAGCUGGAACUAUUGUCUUCAUCUCUUCUGUUGCUGGUCUUGUCCACCUCUCUGGUACAUCUAUUUAUGGAGCAACAAAAGGGGCAAUGAAUCAGCUUACUAGAAAUUUGGCAUGUGAAUGGGCAAAAGAUGGAAUUCGUGUUAAUGGUGUUGCACCAUGGUACAUUAACACUCCCCUCGUACAGCAUGUGCUGGCAGAUAAAGCAUUCAUGGAAGGGGUAGUAUCAAGAACUCCUCUUGGACGUCCGGGAGAAGUGGAAGAAGUUUCAUCAAUGGUGGCUUAUCUUUGUCUUCCUGCUGCUUCAUAUGUCACUGGACAAGUUAUAGCAGUUGAUGGAGGAUUCACUGUCUAUGGCUUCCAACAACCUGGCUAUUAAUUAAUACAUUAUACUUCUUCACGGAUAGAAAAAGAUUGCAGUCAAUCUAGGUCUUGAUUGAAAAUGGUAGCAGAAUUUCCAGCUAUCUAGUACUUCUCUAAUAAUGUUGUAUUUUUUUUUUCUUUUUGCUUAUGUUUGUGUUUCUCAAGUCGAGGGUCUAUUGGAAAUGGUCUCUUUACCUUUACAAGUUAAACAUAAGUUUGCGUCCACACCACUGUACCUUCUCCAAGUUUCAUUUAUGAGAUUACGCUGAAGAUGUUUUUGUUA